Rubroshorea leprosula is the source of this 2123-nucleotide messenger RNA. Lineage: Eukaryota; Viridiplantae; Streptophyta; Magnoliopsida; Malvales; Dipterocarpaceae. The record is from the annotation of a GenBank genome assembly.
GUAGUUGAGGAAGGAGGCAAACAUGAAGAAAUGGUAGGUGAAGAGGAAAGUGGACAUGAAGAGAGGCUAGGUGAAGGUAUUGAUGGUGAGGUCAGUGGCGGAGUAGAUGAAGGUGACUUGGGUAACCUAACCCCAGAGUACCCCAUUGGCAGUAAGGGUAAUACUGGAAAUACAAUUGAGAAAGAUGAAUGUAGUAAGGAACCCCUUUGCAGUAGUGAUAGAGAUGAUGAGGAGUUAAUUGAUGUGAAGAAAUGUGCAAGGUCUAUUAGGAGACCAAUAGAAGCGUUAGAAGUUCCCAGUGGGCUUCAAACACCAAAAGGGGUCAAGUACAAGCAUGUUGCAAAGAAGCCAACCCCUAGAUCUACUCCUAUAAAAAAGCCAACCCCUAGAUCUACCCCUAUAAAAAAGCUAGCCACUAGAUCUACUCCAGUCUCUAGGGGUAAGAAGGUUGCAUCAUCAGGUUCUGCUGAGUUGAGUAGGUUGAGGAAAGAGAAGGCAAAGCUUGCAGAAAAAACAGACAGUCAUUAUGAAAACAGUGAUGAUGUUGGGAAGUUGAGGGAUUCAUCUAUUGAAUCUAAAGAAAAAGAUUUGUUUUUUGUUUCAUCCGAUACAACGAGACAACGGAAAGCUUCUAAUAUGUACUUUAAUCCUUCUUGGAAUGUACCAUUCUUUGAAGUUGGUAUGAGAUUUCAAAAUGCAGCACAAUUCAAGGAUGCAGUGAGAAAGUAUUCUGUGAGGAAAAGUUGUCCUUUACUCCAUAUAAGGAACGAGCCUAAGAGACAAAAGUUCAUUUGCAAAUCUAGUCUGUGUUGUUGGGAGAUUUACAAUUCAUUUGUCAAUAAAGAUGACAGUUUCCAGGUAAAAACAUACUACUCUGAACAUACAUGUGUUAAAAAUUCAGAAAACAAGAUGAUGACAACUGUGAUGGUUGCUGAGUACUUUAAAUCAAGAAUUUAUGCUACACCUUUCUUGAAAUGCAAAGAUAUGAUGAUAUUUGUAUACAAAGAGUUGAGGGUUAGUAUAAAUUAUAAUAAAUGUGUUAGAGCCAAGAAGAUGGUAUUGAAGGAGAUGGAAGGGAGUUUUAAGGAUGAGUAUGCCAUGAUUCAUGCAUUUGGUGCGUAUUUGAAGGAGGUCAAUCUUGGAAACUCAGUUUUCAUUAAAACUGAAGAAAAUGAUGUUGGUGAGAAAGUGUUCAUGAGAAUGUAUGUUUGUUUGAAAGUUAUCAAAGAUGGUUGGAAAAAUGGUUGUCGAGGAAUCUUUGGAGUUGAUGGUUGUUUUCUUAAGGGAAUUUGUAAAGGUGUACUAUUGUCUGCUGUUGGUCGUGAUGGAAAUAACCAGAUGUACCCAAUUACAUGUGCUGUAGUCGAAUAUGAGAACAAUGAUUCAUGGACAUGGUUCAUGCAGAGGCUUGCAUUUGAUUUGGAGCUUGGAACUGGGCAUGGUUAUACAAUGAUAUCUGACAGACAUCCAUGCAACCUUGCAAAAAGGCAUAGAAAGGAUGAUAUCAAACUGACCUUUUGGAUAACUGUAAGGGCAUCAUACCAAAUUGAAUUUCUGGAGAAAAUGGAGGAGUUGAGGGGAGUAUCCGAGGAAGCUUAUGUCGAGAUGAUGGAUCUGCCAAGAAGGUGUAAAGCAAUCAUUUCUAUGAUUAAAGCUUUAAUUGAACAGUUGAUGGAGAGAUUCAGGGAAAAAAGAUUGUUUGCAGAGACAUGGCCGAAUGAUAUUGCACCUAGGGUCAUGACAAAGAUAAAAGAAACUACCAUGAGAGAAUGGAAUUUAAUUGGAAUCCCUUGCCCUCAUGUCUUGGCAGUUGUUAGGUACAUAAAUUGGAAUUAUGAAGAUUUUGUUCAUGAGCACUAUAAGAAGGAAAAGUACCUGCAAACUUAUGGGACUGCAUUGGAGUGCCUUAAAGGCAAUGAGGUCUUGAAGAGAAGACCAGAAAGAGGUUAUUUACCACCAGUGUUGAGAACACCACCAGGACGACCAAGGGGGAAUAGAAGAAAAGAUAAGCAUAAGCCUAAGAAAGUUAAGGUGGGGAAAUUGAGCAGGUUGUCCAAGCAUGGGUCUGUGAUGAGUUGUAGCUUGUGAGGUCAACAAGGACACAAUAAAGCUAGAUGUCCCAG